Molecule: messenger RNA, 825 nt
Organism: Symbiodinium natans
Lineage: Eukaryota; Dinophyceae; Suessiales; Symbiodiniaceae
Source: the annotation of a GenBank genome assembly
AUGUCGGACGACGACAUGCCAAUGUGGGUGGAACACGAGAUUGCGGAGCAGAUCAAAGCCGACCUGUUGGAGGUGAUCGAUAGUGGGUGGGCCUACGACCGGUUCCACACGCAGCUGUAUCCGAGGCCGGUGCGAGCUGCAAAUGGCACUCCUGAAACUUGGAAUGACCACGAAGGCCGGUUUGUCAAUGCCAAGCUGGCGCAGCGCUGGCAAAAGUGGUCGUACUGCCCGGAGCCGGAACGUGUUUUGGCAUCCUUCUUGGCAAGCCGGCCUGGGCUCCUCAGACUGGAUGAGGAGUUGAUGGGCCCGUCGACCCACCUUCUAGGCUUUUUGCGGGUGACGCUUCCGCCACAAGGGCAGCCGCUGCCUGGAGCCAACACCGACGAGACCGGUGUGGCCUUCCACGGCACACACCCGUAUUGCCUCCGCAGGAUCCUGCUGGAAGGUCUGCAGCCCUCCACUGCUGAAAGAUCAGGCUCGCGUUAUUUUUCUGGAGAUGAUGGUGAGUUUGAGGGCUUGUACGCCCACCACAUGAACCGAGCGUCAAAGGCCCUGAACUACGCUCCGUUCUACUCGUUCAUGUUCUUGGAUGUCGGACCUGAGGUCAAGUGGUGUCCCUAUGCCCUGAGGACAGUGGUCGAGAUCCAGUAUGUCGUCGCGAACUCCAGGCCAAACAAGAAGUCAGAUCAGUUGAUCCUGAAACCAGGAUGUUACAAGGUCGUCGCCCUGCUUGUCCAGACAAAGGCCCCGAGCCAAAUGCAGCUCGGGGAAUGGAUUGGCCCGUACAAAGCAAAGGAGGAGGCUGCAGCGCCGCCGGAGAGGUGA